CUUUUUUUCCCUUUAAUUUUAUCUCUUGUGGUUCCGUGAUUUUCCUUUCACCGUGGCUACCCUCGGGAUCAGUGUGUUGGCGAGUCUUCCAUACUCCCACCCGGUUCAUUCCUCGCAACAAUAUCAUUCGCUGUCAGGCUACCAUCUUGCCCAACCCGCCGGCUCCCUCUCUCAGGCAGCUCUUCACGAGUCUCCAGCUCAUCUGGAGAGAGAGGGGGCCCAGCAAUGCCCUAGGUCGCUCCAUCGAUCUAUCGAAAGAGAAUCGGAGCAUAUGUCGUCCACCUUGACUGGCCCUUCCCCAGGCGAUGCACAUCCGGCCGAGGAUCACAGUACGUUUGGUAGAAAGCGGCCUCGCUCAGACGAUGACUCUGCAUCUUCCGAUGGACCGGACCCUGUGCGUCCCCGGCCUCUUUCCUGGCAACCAUCAGCUCCUGUGGAACCUUCCGUGAAAUCUACUCAGCUUCGUUCCAUCGGCGUUGAGUCGAUCUUGAACCCACCGUCAAAAGCAGCAGUCGUUACAGCAGAACCCGGUCGCGAACCAUUAGGGUCCCAGGUGCCGACUACUUCAUCGUCACCAUCCCAUGCCCGACUGCCCUCCUCCCCAUCAGUCCAUCUUCCCUCUCCCUCCGUUCACCCAGCAAAACGCCUCUCUGCGUCUCCCGCUAUGAAGCAUCAUCAGGCCAUCGCCCCAGCCUCUCCUUCUGCGCGGUUUGUUUCAACGGGAGGCGGUUACGCCCCGAGACUGGGUGUUUCACAGUCUCCUCUGGCUCACCCAUCUCGUCUAGCCUCUUAUUCAGCAGCUCCUGGCUCUCCCCUAUCCGGUGAUCCAUAUCCUGGACAGUCGGUUUCGACAUCCACGCAUCCUGCACCAGCUCCAAUCUCCAUGCAUUCGACUCCAACUUUCCACAGCCGUCGAACAAGCGCCAACCCUACGCCUGCUCCAAGCUCCCAGGAAACAAGCCCUACAACCCCUGUUUCUGCUUACAGUCAGCUCGGGCGGUCAUCUCCAGCAGUGUCUGCUGCGCCAAUGCAGCAAACUACACCCUCGUUUCUCAAUGCAUCCGCAUACGGAUCCAGUGAGCCCGCCGCUCGCUUGCCUUCAGUCAUAGCAGGACCAAGGUCCACAGGGGAAGAAGCGGCUGCUGCGGGAGCCCAGCCAGAGAAUCCCCCUUACCCUGGCAUGAUUCCUUGCAUACUAGAUUUGAAAUCAGGGUCCUCUAGCCAGGCAGAGAAACGGAAGGCGAACAGUGAUGCAUCGAGGCGGUUCCGGAAUCGGAAGAGAAACGAGAUGCAGCUGGAGCAGAAGAUUGCUGGGCAGCUGGAGGAGAUCCAGAAGAAGACUGAAGAGUUGAAGAGGCGGGACGAUCAAAUCCGAUCUCUGAUGCAGGAACGGGAUUUCUAUCGCUCUGAGAGGGAUUUUUUCCGUGAACACGUCUCCCGCUUGGUGCCUACUGGUCAGCUUCCGGCCAGGCCAGCAUCCCCGCUUACCCUACGACCGCCUUUCGAGUCCACCGCCUCUGAGCGCGAGGCCACAUGGCAUGCCUCGGAGGCCAGAAAGAUGGUCGAGAACACUUCUGGAAGUGGGAAGCUGGCCCCAGCGCCAUCUCACCUGAUGGCCGGUUCGUCAACUAGGCCGCCCGUGACGUGGUCGGCCACUCCUACUUCGUAUCCGGCAGCCCACGUUGAACGAGGUAUGCUGCCCGACGACCAGCAAGCAAGAUCAUUGCCCCAGUUUCCGGGACAAUGGGCGCGAAGCUCUUAAAUGAGAUGAAUAGCAAACGUGAACAUCGGACGCCUAAUCUGGCUUUGACAUCUCGAGUAUCAGAUUACUCUACGAUACUUCUGGCGGCUCGCAGGGAGGGCUACUAAUGCCAGCGGGACACGCAUUCUCGAGAU
Messenger RNA from Aspergillus piperis CBS 112811, 1896 nucleotides. RefSeq lists its product as uncharacterized. NCBI's taxonomy places the organism in Eukaryota, Fungi, Ascomycota, Eurotiomycetes, Eurotiales, Aspergillaceae. The record is from RefSeq and is a predicted model, not a curated record. Gene Ontology annotation, molecular function: DNA-binding transcription factor activity. Bases 272 to 1762 code for a protein of 496 amino acids. Gene Ontology annotation, biological process: regulation of DNA-templated transcription. The transcript has a single exon.